CGGCCUCCAGCCCCUCGUGGGAAACCUUCCCUGGCUUCCGGGUCCACGCGGCGAGGGAACUGCGGAACCUAAAUUGGUAAUAAAUCAAUAAGAAACAAAUGUUUACAUUCACUCAGUGAAAAGUAUCAUGUCUAAGCUCAACAUAUAUCGGAGCCACACAUGGACACCUCUCCCUCCUUCACUAAGAGCAGAAAAUGAACAGAUCCCAGGAACAAGUGUCAUUCAAAGAUGUAUGUGUGGACUUCACUCAGGAAGAGUGGUAUCUGCUGGAUCCUGCUCAGAAGAUACUAUACAGAGAUGUGAUUCUAGAAAAUUACAGCCAUUUUGUCUCAGUAGGAUAUUGCAUUACUAAGCCAGAAGUGGUCUUCAAGAUAGAGCAAGGAGAAGAGCCCUGGAUAUUAGAGGCAGGAUUCCCAAGCCACUGCCAUCAAGAAGACUGGAAAGUUGAUGACCUGAUAGAGAGCAGCCAGGACAAUGAAGAUGAACAUUUUUGGCAACUUGCUUUCACCACCAACAGAACGUUAAAUGUAGAUAGUGGUGAUAGAGUAAGAAAAGCUUUCAGUCUGGGCACAGAUUCUGUUCCUUCAAGAAAUUUUCCAUAUAAGAUAUGUGACUCGUGUGAAAUGAGUUUGAAAAAUAUUUCAGGCUUAAUUAUUAGUAGAAAGAGCUAUUCUGGGAAGAAGCCUGAUGAGUUUAAUGUAUAUGAGAAAUUGCUCCUUGAUAUUAAGCAUGAGAAAACACCUCCUGGAGGGAAAUGUUAUAAAUAUAAUCAAAAAAGGAAUGUGCUCAAUCAUAGCCAUGACCUCAGUCAGCCAAUUUUUGACCUGCCUUCUGAGUAUAAUGAAAACGGACAAACCUUCCAUGAGGAAGCGGCCUUUUUCACAAACAAGAAAAUACAGAUAGGAGAGACGCUCUGUAAAUAUAAUGCAUGUGGAAGAACCUUCAUCCACAGUUUAGAACUCAGUUUAUCUCAGAGAACUCAUUUGGAGAUGGAGCCAUAUGAAUGCAAUAUUUGUGGGAAGUCCUUCUAUACAGAUUUAAGAUUGGGACAUCAGAGAACUCUUACAGGAGAGACUCCUUAUGAAUACAAUGAAUAUGGGCAAACCUUCUGUGAUAACUCAACUUUCAUUAUCCAUCAGGGAACCUAUACAAGAAAGAUUCCCCAUGAAUAUAAAGUAGGUCCUAAAACGUGGGAAAAGUCAACCCUCUUUAAACGUCAGAUAGUACACAUGGGCAAAAAACCUUAUGAGCACAAUGAAAAUGGAAAUAACUUCAACAAGAAGUCACAUCUCACCCAGCUUCGAAGAGGUCACUCAGGAGAAAAAACCUUUGAAUGUGGUGAAUGUGGGAAAACAUUCUGGGAGAAGUCAAACCUCACUCAACAUCAAAGAACACACACAGGAGAGAAACCCUAUGAAUGUACGGAAUGUGGGAAAUCCUUUUGUCAGAAACCACACCUUACCAACCAUCAGCGAACACAUACAGGAGAAAAACCCUAUGAAUGUAAGCAAUGUGGAAAAACGUUCUGUGUAAAGUCAAACCUCACGGAACAUCAGAGAACACACACAGGGGAGAAACCAUACGAAUGUAAUACAUGUGGGAAAUCCUUCUGCCACAGGUCAGCCCUAACUGUCCAUCAGAGAACACACACAGGAGAGAAACCCUUUAUGUGUAACGAAUGUGGGAAGUCCUUCUGUGUGAAGUCAAACCUCAUUGUUCAUCAAAGAACUCACACAGGGGAGAAACCCUAUAAAUGUAACGAGUGUGGGAAAACCUUCUGUGAAAAAUCAGCUCUCACUAAACAUCAGAGAACUCACACAGGAGAGAAGCCCUAUGAGUGUGAUGGAUGUGGGAAAACCUUCAGUCAGAGGUCGGUACUCACAAAACAUCAGAGAAUUCACACAAGGGUGAAAGCUCUCUCAACAUCCUGAUGUCCAGAAGCCUUCACGUGCCCUUUCAAAUUCUUACACCAUUUUUAAAAAUGAGAUGAAUGAAGCCCAAAGAAUGCCUCACGUUACUAGAAAGCGAUGUCUUAUCGUAUUUCAGAUAAUUAAUACUAGCAUAAAACUUUACUGAUAUUUUGAAUAUGUGAAAGCUCUCAAGAAAAACUGAAACUUUUCAUCAGAAAAUUUAUACUGAGGGGAAAUUUAUUCACUUAAAGAAUGUGGUAGAAAUCUUUGUCUAGAAUUUGUUGUGUCAUAUUCCAGACGUGAUACCAAAUUUUAUUGUAAAUAUAGUGGAUGGUAUUCAUUCAUACCCAUAUUCACAGUGGAAUCUGAAGCUUAAAAAAAGUUGAAUCGCAACAACAUUAAACAUUCAUGAAGAGUCCCUGAUGUUUGAAGGCCUGAUGUGGGUAUAGUAAUAUAGCAGAAGUUAGAGGUAUGCUUGAUUUGCAUAUUGGAGUCCAACAUACUUGUGAAGAGAAAAUAUCCCUUAAUUAAAUAGCUAUUAUGGUCUAUAUUUAUAUCACCCACACUAAAUACCACCAGUGUCUUUAUAGGUUGAUAUAAUUAUAUAUGUAUAUAUAUGUAUAUGUAAAUGUAUUUAUACACAUGUACCCACAUGUACGCAGUGGUGUGUUAGAGUAAGCUCACACUGGCUUGCAGCUGCCGAUGGUUAAAUUUUCGGGAAUUUUGUGAGCCAGUUGUUAAACAUAGUUAUUAUUUAAAAAUUAAAUUAUAUUAAAAAGGUAAUAAAUACUCACACUCAUCACUUCUUAAUUACUUUAUAGCAUUUUGCUCUUUGUUCUUUAGGUCACUUAUAUUAUCAAGUCACAUGGUAAAAAUACCAUCUAAUGUGCUACUGCACAUCUCUUCCCACCUCUGCACUCAGUGUCGUACUUCUGGUAGCUUGGCUUUAGUGGGAGCAUUUAUGCCCUGGAAAUUGGCAAACUCUACAAACCGGGGUUUUUAUUUUCUCAGAGAACCUGUUGUCAAAUACUUACCAGCACACCACUGUGUAUAUAUGAAAAUAUAUCUGGACAGUUUAAAGUACAAACUACAUACCCCCUCUCCCAUUUCCUGACAUAAACAAAUGGCUAUGGCCAUUAUUGCUGAACUGCCUCUUCAGUAAAGAACCCCAAAUUUGUUUUUGUGAGGUUUCUUAACUACCUCUGCACCAGUCUUAAUUGUAAAUACUACCUGAGUCUCUUUAUCGUUUGGCUGGUAUAUGUUAUUUUACAACCACAUCACCAACCUUCCCUCUGAUGUUGCUGGCAAAUAGGAAUUAGUAUGGCCAUUGUUACUGAUCUACUACUACUUCCCAAAGAAGCCAAAUAAUAUUUUUCUGAGGUUUUUCAGCUGCCUCUGGGUCAGUCCUAUAAUGUUGUAAGUGCUGUUAAUAACGGGGUUUAAAUGAAUUUUGCAAAGGUUAACAUCAUUUAUGAACAGGAAUACUCACUGCACUCCACAAAUAAAAAAUAGUGGUAUGUACUCGAAUGCCACUUUCUUACUCUUGGUAUUUCAUUGUUGUAUCUAUUUAGGCAUGAUCUGUUGUACGUGCCCCAGGAACUAUGUAUUCGUAUUUAAAAUAAUAGGAUGUCAUACACUGUCCCUGCCUCCUUUGUCCUACUGUUUUCCCACACCUCCUUGGAACACACUGAUGAGCAGUUCCAAGAGACAUUGCCCACCCACUACUCUGCUUCUUACUUGCUGGGCUCUGUUUUGUCUCUCUUUCCAUUCUUCCCCCAGAUGAUUUAGGAGUAAAUACAGAUUAAUCUAAGUUAAUCGUGGAGAUGCUAUUCUAGUGAUUCUGUUGAGAUGUUUGGAAAAUAUUCUGCGGUACUUCUGGGAAAGAUCUCAGUGAUAAACUAUUGUAACAUGAGAAGACACAAGGAGAGAUUGUCUCUCUUAUGCUGGACUUUUUCAUGUAUGUAUGUUAUACCAAAUUAUAGCUUGUGGCCCUGAAGGGCAAUAGCUUGAAGAUAACAGUAGACAAAAUGGGAAAAGCCUGGCUCAGACGUCAUUGAGCUGCACAACUCCAUCUGGACCUGUUCUCGGCUAGGACUUUCUGUUACUGUGGUAAUAAUAGUUGCUUAUUUAUCCUUAAGGCUAUCUGUUACUUCUAGCUGAAGGCAUUCCAGCUGGUACAGACGAGUACUUAGUUCUAAGUAUUCAUGUUCUAUACAGUGAUUUGGGGGAAGAAUGACUUCUUUUGACAAGUUAAUACGAGGAUAGCUUUUGUAUCAGCCCUGCUUCUAAUGAAAAACAGAAUUCUACCCCAACCAAGAGGAUUGUAAUGGUAGACGUAUUACAGUGGUGUGGGCCAGAAACAAGGGAUACUGAAGCACCUAGAGACUAGCAUCACCCAGAAGCCGUGACCAUUCUAAGUCAUAAAGGGGCAAAGGAUGGAAAGAAACUAGUGUCACCAGAGCCCAGUAAGAGCUGCUCUCAUGGAGGAGAGACCAUCUCCGAGGGGAUAUUGUCCCCACCAGCAUUGUGGCACCGAAUUGCUGGUGCCUCCCUUUGGAGAACCCAACCAGAUGCGAUCUGCAGGUUAGCCCAGGUGGGCACAGAGAAAGCGGAGAGAAGGUCUAGGUGGAGCCAAUGGAUAAUCAGCACGGUGUUUUUUUUUAUUUCUGUAAACUCCUAUGUAAAGUCUCAGUAUUAGAAAUAAACUUAUUCUACUAGUUGAAAGUUAAGUAUUUCUACUUCAUUGUGCUUUUGUAUUGUCACAAGUAAAUUCCUUUUGGAAGUGAGCACUGUGGCAGGUAUGUCUGUUGACAUGCAUGAAGCAGACAUUAUGUUAAAUGACAUUUUUCAUAUGUCCCUGUGUGGUGUUUCUUGUUACAUGUGUUGUGAGAUAAGCAGCUCUGUAUUCUUCCAAAUAAAUAGCCAGUUGUCCCUGCGUGGUUU
Messenger RNA from Neomonachus schauinslandi (Hawaiian monk seal), 4853 nucleotides. RefSeq names its product zinc finger protein 248. The transcript has 6 exons. The record is from RefSeq and is a predicted model, not a curated record. Lineage: Eukaryota; Metazoa; Chordata; Mammalia; Carnivora; Phocidae. Gene Ontology annotation, biological process: regulation of DNA-templated transcription. Bases 195 to 1931 code for a protein of 578 amino acids.